GGGAACUACCUGGCUCUCCGACUAAACCUUGGCGACCUUUAUGCAUCCUAGCUUACAGCAGCGCUCGAGCACCCCGGGGAGCCCGGCACUCGCCUCUGCCUGCGGGAGUCUGGGGCGUCCCUUAAAUGCUGAGGGCGGGGACAGCGAGAGAGAGGCGGACCCGAGCUGGGAGCUGGCGUGGUCUGGGCUGCCUCUCCCGGCUUCUGCCCAGGCAGCGUGAGCGCAAAUCAAGCCCAAGCCUAGGUAAGAUCAAGAAGAGGAGAAAGAGUCCGAGGACCUCUACAAGAAGCAUCCUUUUCUGGAUCGCUGGGCGCCGGCGGCCUCAGGCUUAGAAUGGAGCUGGGAUACACUACCCCAAGGAUGCUGGCAGGGACACUGAAUCAUUAGGGGAGAGCUCUGUCAGCAGAGAGGGAAGACAUUGACUGUACAAAUAUCACUCCAGGAGAAUUCCCAGCAGUGCUGCUCACAGCAUGGACCGGCCCCAACCAGCCCUGACUGGCAAGAUGGAGGUAGGAAUGGGGGCCAUGGAUGAGAAUGCCACCAAUUCCUCUACCACCUUCCUUUCUGUACUGGACUCUCAUGGAGCCCAAGCUGCUUCCCUGCCAUUCAACUUCAGCUACGGUGACUAUGACAUGCCCUUGGAUGAAGAGGAGGAUAUGACCAAUUCCCAGACUUUCUUUGCUGCCAAGAUCAUCAUUGGCAUGGCGCUGGUGGGCAUCAUGCUGGUCUGUGGCAUUGGCAACUUCAUCUUUAUUGUUGCCCUGGCCCGCUAUAAGAAGCUGCGCAACCUCACCAACCUACUCAUCGCCAACCUGGCUGUCUCCGACUUCCUGGUGGCCAUUGUCUGUUGUCCCUUUGAGAUGGACUACUAUGUGGUGCGCCAACUCUCCUGGGAGCAUGGCCACGUCCUGUGUGCCUCGGUCAACUACCUGCGCACUGUCUCUCUCUACGUUUCUACUAAUGCUCUGCUAGCCAUCGCCAUUGACAGGUAUCUGGCCAUUGUCCACCCUCUGAGACCACGGAUGAAGUGUCAAACGGCCACUGGUCUGAUCGCCUUGGUGUGGACAGUGUCCAUCCUCAUUGCCAUCCCCUCGGCCUACUUCACCACCGAAACCAUCCUCAUCAUUGUCAAGUCCCAGGAGAAGAUCUUUUGCGGCCAGAUAUGGCCAGUGGACCAACAGCUCUACUACAGGUCCUACUUCCUCUUCAUCUUUGGCAUCGAAUUUGUGGGCCCUGUAGUCACCAUGACCCUGUGCUAUGCCAGGAUCUCCCGGGAGCUCUGGUUCAAGGAGGUCCCUGGGUUCCAGACUGAGCAGAUCCGCAAGCGGCUGCGUUGCCGCCGGAAGACGGUGCUGGUCCUCAUGGGCAUCCUCACGGCCUAUGUGCUGUGCUGGGCGCCCUUCUAUGGCUUCACCAUUGUGCGCGACUUCUUCCCCACUGUGUUCGUGAGGGAGAAACACUACCUCACUGCCUUCUACAUUGUCGAGUGCAUCGCCAUGAGCAACAGCAUGAUCAACACCCUCUGCUUUGUGACCGUCAAGAACAACACCAUCAAGUACUUCAAGAAGGUUAUGCUGCUCCACUGGAAGUCUUCUUACCAUGGGAGUAAGUCGAGUGCUGACCUUGAUCUCAAAACUACCGGGAUGCCUGCCACAGAAGAGGUAGACUGCAUCCGACUAAAAUAACCCCAUGGGCCUUGCAAAGUUUAAACAGAAGACAAGAUCUUUGGGAGGCAACCGAUGUGUUUGGGUACAUGGCCCAACCAGGAACUCUUGGUUUUCAGCAGACAGGAGAGUGAAUGGACAACCACGGAGAUAUUGUGUCCAAUAAGCUUGAAAUGUCUAAAACAGAUGAGACUACACAUUGUCACUAGAGGUCAAUAUUCAUUGAAUAUCUAAUUUGUGCAAAGAGCAGGCACUGAUGAAAACUAAUAUGUUGGUGACAUUUAGUGGAUGAAACAAAACAGGAAUUAAACCCAAGUCAAGUGUGACACAGACUGGAUUAAGGAGGUUUCCACAAGGGAGCCAGAGUACAUUUGUUUGGAGUGUGAAAAGAUCCUUGGAUCAUCUCAGCUGCUCAUCAAACACUUGUCUCACUGUUUUCUAGCUUGAGUUCACUCCUAACAUUUGCAAAGCUGGGCCAAGAAAGUCAAAAGAGGUUCCUAGCUCUUUCUGUAGCCCUUCGCUUCUCAUCCCUGGUCUGACUCUCACUGUGAAUAGCUUUGUAUGAGAGCACAGGGACACCUCAUGUUGUGUGGCCAAGUUUGCACUCCCUGUGCUUUUCUAUGGCCCUACCCUUGCCCCCACCCCCAAGCCCAGGGCUCUGAACAUCCGUAGUAAGUUUUGUCAGGAGAAGGAUGGAGAUGAGACUAUAAAAACCCUGGAUGCUAUUUGGACAGAGAAUGAUAAAUGUAACUGUAUUGUUUGCUUUAAAUGUACCAAUCAG
Fukomys damarensis (Damara mole-rat) is the source of this 2445-nucleotide messenger RNA. It is a transcript of the gene Prokr1, whose product is annotated as prokineticin receptor 1. NCBI's taxonomy places the organism in Eukaryota, Metazoa, Chordata, Mammalia, Rodentia, Bathyergidae. Gene Ontology annotation, biological process: neuropeptide signaling pathway. The transcript has 3 exons. Bases 471 to 1685 code for a protein of 404 amino acids. Gene Ontology annotation, cellular component: membrane. Gene Ontology annotation, molecular function: neuropeptide Y receptor activity. The record is from RefSeq and is a predicted model, not a curated record.